AUGGACCGCACCGUGGUGCUCAUCACCGGCUGUUCCUCCGGCAUCGGCCUGCACCUGGCCCUGCGUCUGGCAUCUGACCCAUCUCAGAGCUUCAAAGUGUACGCCACCCUAAGGGACUUGACGGCACAAGGCCCGCUGUUGGAGGCCGCCCAGGCCCGAGGGUGCCCCCCGGGCUCCCUGGAGACCUUGCAGCUGGAUGUGAGGGAUGCAGAUUCAAUAGCGGAUGCCCGGGCACACGUGACCGAGGGACGCGUGGAUGUGCUGGUGUGCAACGCAGGCCGGGGCCUGGUGGGGCCCCUGGAGGCACACAGGGAGGGCGCUGUGGACUCCGUGCUGGAUGUGAACCUGGCCGGCACCGUGCGGAUGAUGCAGGCCUUUCUGCCGGACAUGAAGCGGCGCCGCUCGGGUCGCAUAUUGGUGACCGGGAGCCUGGGAGGCCUGAUAGGGCUUCCCUUCAACGCUGUUUACUGCGCCAGCAAGUUUGCAAUCGAAGGCUUAUGCGAGAGUCUGGCGGUUGUGCUGCAGAGCUUCGGGGUCCACGUGAGCGUCAUCGAGUGCGGCCCGGUGCGUACUGCCUUCCCCGAGAAGCUGGAGGACGGCCUGGGCGGGAUACUGGAUCGCGCGGACGCCGAGACCCGUGACCUCUUCUCCCGCUACCUGAGCCACUUCGAGCAGACGUUCCUUGAGGCGGCGCAGGACCCGGAGGAGGUGGUCGAGGUCUUCCUCCAGGCUCUGCGCGCGCCGCGCCCGGCUCUGCGCUACUUCACCACCGAGCACUUCCAUCCCCUGAUCAAGCUGCGCUUCUCCGACCCCAGCAGCAGCAGCUACGUCGCAGCCGAGCACCAAAGAGUGUUCGGCGACCAGGCCACCGAGGGCUUCGAGGGCACUGAUUGCGGCGAGGCGGAGGCGGGAGCUGGAGACCUGGGGCCGUCUGAGCUCGGCGCUCCUCUUGCCACCCCGCAAUAA
Sus scrofa (pig) is the source of this 966-nucleotide messenger RNA. RefSeq names its product hydroxysteroid 17-beta dehydrogenase 1 (gene HSD17B1). Gene Ontology annotation, cellular component: cytoplasm; cytosol. Gene Ontology annotation, biological process: estrogen biosynthetic process. The record is from RefSeq and is marked provisional. NCBI's taxonomy places the organism in Eukaryota, Metazoa, Chordata, Mammalia, Artiodactyla, Suidae. Gene Ontology annotation, molecular function: estradiol 17-beta-dehydrogenase [NAD(P)+] activity.